UCCUUAUCGAUCGCGGGGUAACGCGGCGUGGCGGCCCACCGGUGGGAAAUUUACGGGCUGAGAAACCCCUCCAUUGCCCUCCCGUCUGAAGUGACUCACGGACGGGUUUCAGGGGCAGCAGAUGUCUGCAUUUUCAACUGUUUCAACACCAAAUUCCGAGUCGCGCGCCACACAAAAAGCCGCCAUGGAGAAAGUCACUGAAGCCCUGCAGAAAACCGCCAUUGGCGGCGGCGACAAGAAGCCGAAGAAGGAGAAGAAGGCGCCUGCCGAAGCCGACGCCAGCGCGGGUCCGCUCGAGCUGCAGCCGCCUCCGGCCUUCAUCCAGGAGCGCAUCGACCUGUUCGACCGCUUAUAUAAGGAGCAGCAGGAGGAACUCGCCAGGAAGCCGCACGAUGACAUUCUCAUUACCAUGCCCGACGGCACCGUGAAGCCCGGCAAAGCCUACGAGACCACUCCCGCCGAGAUUGCGAAGGGUAUCUCCAACAGCCUCUACAAGCGCACCGUGGUCGCGAGGAUUGAUGGCGAGCACCUGUGGGAUCUCGAACGGCCACUCGAGAAGAGCUGCAAGCUGGAGCUCCUGGACUUCAACGACGAACAGGGCAAAUUCGUCUUCUGGCACUCUAGCGCCCAUAUCCUCGGCGAGGCUUGCGAGCGGAGAUUCGGCUGUUCCCUGUGCAUUGGUCCGCCCGUCGACAACGGUUUCUACUACGAGAUGGCUCUGCCUGGCGGCGCCGCCGUGCAGUCCACCGACUGGGCGCCGCUCGAGAACAUCGUGUCCAAAAUCGUGAAGGAGAAGCAGCCCUUCCAGAGACUGGAAAUGACCAAAGAGGACCUUCUCAAGAUGUUCGCCUACAACCCCUACAAGGUGCAUAUCAUCAAGGACAAGAUUCCCGACGGCACAAAAACCACUGUUUACCGGAACGGACCCUUGAUCGAUUUGUGCCGCGGACCUCACGUGCCGGAUACCGGCAGAGUCGAGGCUUUCGCCAUCAUGAAGAACUCCUCUUCAUACUUCCUCGGGGAUCCCAACAACGACUCUCUUCAGCGGAUCUACGGCGUGUCAUUCCCGGACAAGAAGCAGAUGGCCGCCCACAAAAAGUUCCUGGAAGAGGCCGCCAAGCGCGAUCACCGGGUGAUUGGGCGACAACAGGAGCUCUUCUACUUUGAGGAAUGUUCGCCCGGCUCCGCCAUGUGGCUGCCGCACGGCAUGCGCAUCAACAACGCCAUUAUGGAGUACAUCCGUGAAGAGUACUGGAAGCGCGGAUAUGACGAGGUCAUGACCCCCAACAUGUUCAAUGUCUCGCUCUGGGAGCAGUCUGGCCAUCUGGCCCACUACAAGGAGGACAUGUUCAUCUUGAACGUGGACAAGGAAGAAUUCGGCCUCAAGCCCAUGAACUGCCCAGCCCACGCGAUGAUGUUCCGCCACAGGGAACGGAGUCACAAGGAGCUGCCCCUGCGUCUUGCAGACUUUGGCGUUCUCCACCGGAACGAGGCCAGUGGCGCUCUGAGCGGCCUGACGAGAGUGCGAAGGUUCCAGCAAGACGAUGCCCAUAUCUUCUGCCGGGAGGACCAGAUCAAGGAGGAAGUUGCGGAUCUCUUCGACUUCAUGAAAUCCUUCUACGGCAUGCUAGGUCUCAGCUUCAAGCUGAAGCUGUCCACUCGCCCGGACAAGUUCAUGGGUGAGAUCGAGACAUGGGACCGUGCCGAGGCUCGUCUGAAAGAGGCCCUCGACGAUUUCGCCGCGUCCAAUGAUGGUGUCAGCUGGGAGCUCAACCCCGGUGACGGUGCCUUCUACGGUCCGAAGGUUGAUAUCGCUGUUCUGGACUGCCUAAAUCGGCACUGGCAAUGCGCUACCAUCCAGCUCGACUUCCAACAGCCCAUCAACUUCUCUCUCGAGUACCAGACUGCCGAGGGUGUGCAGAAGGACAAGGCAGAUGGCCCGGCCCACGCCGCGGCCCCAGAGCCGGCCCCGGAGCCAGAACCCGCCGCAGCCGAUAAGAAGGAUGGCAAGGAGAAGAAAAAGCCGCUCGUGAUCAAGAAGCCGUUGUCGCCAGGCUGCGCUCGGCCGGUAAUGAUACAUCGCGCCAUGGCUGGCAGCAUUGAGCGCUUCACCGCCAUUCUCACCGAGCAUUUCGCCGGGAAGUGGCCUUUCUGGCUCUCGCCCCGCCAAGUUAUUGUCAUUCCUGUCGGCAUGGGCUUCUUGGGCUAUGCCAAGGAGGUGGCCGCCAUCCUGAAGAAGGAGCGAAUCUAUGUCGACGUCGACAGCAGCGGCAACACUCUCCAGAAGAAGAUCCGCAACGGACAGAUGGCUCAAUACAACUUCUGCUUCGUGGUCGGCGACGAGGAGAUGCGCAGCCGCAAGGUCAACAUCCGCUACCGCGACGACACGUCCACUCAGGCGAGAGACGUGCCCGUUGACCUGGACGAGGCGGUCGAGAAGCUGCGGAAGCUCAAGGCCGACAGGGGGAUGUACAACCCCUUCCCGCACAAGAAGGAGGAUGGCGCGGAUAAAGCUUAGAUGUAGUGUGGGCGUAGAGCGGCGCAAAAGAGAUGUAGAAUCCAUUCUGUUUGGUGCAUUUUGGCGCCAUCCUUUGGCGAUCUUUGGGUUGUGAGCUGGUUAUGCUAUGACUUGGCAAGGCGUGAGCGUGAACGAACCCAGCUGAAGAUGUUGCCAGCGAAACUGCCGGUGGUUCUUCCGUUCCAUAGAAGUAGAACCCUGCAGUGUGCGCCGUCACCCUCGUUCCUUCCGGCAUCUUACUUCCCAUCAAGAACAUGUCACUUGCCUGAGCCUCAAGACCCGAAAUGGUUUCUGCAAGCGGAGGCGGUUGUUGACAACGCAAUGAGGCAUCCC
Messenger RNA from Thermothielavioides terrestris NRRL 8126, 2851 nucleotides. RefSeq lists its product as uncharacterized. The record is from RefSeq and is a predicted model, not a curated record. Gene Ontology annotation, cellular component: cytoplasm. Gene Ontology annotation, molecular function: ATP binding; threonine-tRNA ligase activity. Gene Ontology annotation, biological process: threonyl-tRNA aminoacylation. The transcript has 14 exons. Bases 185 to 2518 code for a protein of 777 amino acids. NCBI's taxonomy places the organism in Eukaryota, Fungi, Ascomycota, Sordariomycetes, Sordariales, Chaetomiaceae.